Messenger RNA from Macadamia integrifolia, 1785 nucleotides. RefSeq lists its product as uncharacterized. Bases 1 to 1785 code for a protein of 594 amino acids. Lineage: Eukaryota; Viridiplantae; Streptophyta; Magnoliopsida; Proteales; Proteaceae. The transcript has 3 exons. The record is from RefSeq and is a predicted model, not a curated record.
AUGGGAAGACAGAAAGAUAAGUUUUGGCAACAUGUUGAGCCACUUGAUAGUUCAAAUUUCAAAUGCAAAUUUUAUGAAAAAAAAGUUUAUGGAGGGGUCAUUUGCCUCAAGUAUCAUUUAGCUAAGGUUAGUGGUCAUGAUGUUGCACCUUGUGAGAAAGUAUCUGAUGAUGUCCAAGCAGAAGCUCUUUUUGCUAUUAAUUCUGAAUCAAGUAGUAAAAAGUGUAAGAAUUGUACCAAUGGUGAGAGUAUAGUUGAUUCCUCUCAUUUGACUCCUUUAACUAUAACUAGUCAAAGGCAGUCCACAAUGGAGGAAAUGAUUCCUAAGAUGGACAAACCAACUUGGGAGAAAUGUUUAUGUGACUUAUUUAUUAAAAAUAACAUUUCUUUCAAUGUUGUUCAAUCGGAUGCUUUCAUCAAGUUUGUGAAGUACACAACCCGUUAUGGUCUUAGUGUUCCUAUUCGAAGUUAUGAAACCCUUCAUGGAAGAAUAAUCCCUGAAGCAAGAAAGGACCUUGAAAAAUAUGCUGAAGAAGUAAAAUUUUCUUGGAAACAAACUGGUUGCACAAUUAUGUCUGAUUCAUUGAUUGACUUGAAGAAGCGGUCUUUUCUUAACGUGAUUGCUUAUUCCUCGGGUGGUGCUCUCUUUUUGAGGUCAGAGGAGUGUUCUCAUGCUAGAUUGACUGGUCCUUAUAUAUUUGAUAUUGUUGACAGAGAGAUUCAAAGUGUUGGCCAAAAUUUAGUGGUUCAGAUAAUUUUAGACAAUGCAUCCAAUUAUUCCAGUGCACUUGAUAUGCUUAUUGGAAAGUAUCGUUGGUUGUUUAAUACUCGAUGUGCAGCCCAUGGUAUCAAUCUAAUGUUGAAUGACAUAUAUAAAAAUUCAAUUGUUGAAGUGGAAGAGAAGCUUAGACUCCUAGUUGCAUCAGCUGAGUGGAGAAGUCUAAGAAAUUAUAGAUCUGUUGAAGCAGAUAGAGUAAUGUACACUAUUCAAAGGGAGUUGUUUUGGAAUGAUUCAAAAGAGAUUUUGAGAUUUAUGGAACCAAUCAUUCGAGUUAUUCGUUUGGUUGAUGGUGAUGGGGCUACGUCAGGAUAUUUGUAUGAAGCAAUGGAAAGAGCCAGAGAGGUAUUGGAAAAGCUUGAUGAGGUUGACCAUCGGUAUAAUCAAAUUUUGGAUGUCUUUGAUAAGAGAAGGGAUGAAAACAUUUUGGGUACUAUUCACUAUGCAGCUACUGUUUUCAACCCUACUUAUUUUUUGAGUGAAAGAUUCAAAAAGAUUCCUCAAUUGAAAGAAGCAACAUAUUUCAUUGGUGAUAUAUUGGUUCCACAAGAUGAGAGGAGAAACUAUUAUGAACAAUUGGCCGUAUAUCACAUGAAGUCUAGCAUUAUUUUUACUCCUAGUGCCAAGACGCUGAUGGAAAAGUAUGCCAUUCCAAUAUUGAGCCAACCAUGUAGUUCUUCGUCUUGUGAGAGAAAUUGGAGUGCCUGGGAUGCAACACAAACAAAAAAGAUGAAUAGAUUGUCAGUAGCGAUGUUAGAUGAUUUAGUCUACGUCAGAAUGAAUUCGUUGAUGAUGGAAAAGAGAGGUGAACUUGAACAAAAAAACAUGUUGCCCAUUAAUCUUAACAGUAUUAGUGCCAAUGAUUUUGAUCAAAGCAAUGAGGACGUUGAUAAAGAGCUAGGGAGAUUAUUGGAUGAUGUGGAUGACAGCAUCGUUGAAGACUUGCUAUUUGGUGCAAGUGCUAGUUUUACUGAGAGUGAGACUCAACCCUCAAAUAGUAUUAUCUGA